Molecule: messenger RNA, 925 nt
Organism: Wasmannia auropunctata (little fire ant)
Lineage: Eukaryota; Metazoa; Arthropoda; Insecta; Hymenoptera; Formicidae
Product: superoxide dismutase [Cu-Zn]-like
Exons: 4
Coding region: 601-912 (103 amino acids)
Biological process (GO): removal of superoxide radicals
Molecular function (GO): superoxide dismutase activity; copper ion binding
Source: RefSeq, a predicted model, not a curated record
AACCAGUGCUACUGUCAACGUUGUUACGCUUUUUUUCCUGUUCGUGCCGUUUAACUUGUUAAUCAAUCAUUCAUCAUAAUCAACUAGCAGUUCGCCGGCGGAGCGUGACUGAAAGAUUUUUCGCGAAAUAUUUCUCGCGCGAGUGGCGGAGAGUCGCUCGUCGCCGGAGAGGAGAUCGAGAGAAUCCACGGAGAAGCCUGUGAGAGGGGAUUCCUAAGAGGGGGUCGACGACCGAUCGGCGAGUCACACGCGAGAGAGCGACUCAUCUCUGAAAAGGAACCGACAUUUAAAGUCGCUUAAUCGCGAUAACGGCGCACCGGUGACGAGACAGCGGGCUCUCCUCUCUCGUCAGUCCUGUCGCAGCAUCGCGUCUCUCUUUCUUCCGGACUCGAUUCUCCCAAGUUUCACUUCGUUGUAGAAGACGCCAGUCGAUGCCCGACGCUUUGAGACGGAUGAUCUACGCGAGUGUUCGUCGAUAACGUGCGUCACGUUAGUUGAAGCAAUAUCGAAGGAAAAAGCAGUGUCGCGCUCGCAGCUGUUCGCCGUAGUCGAGUCUUGGUCACGUGGAAGCCGGUGUCUUCGCAAGCCCAACACGCAACAAUGAGUCGAAUGCUUGUGUUACUAGUGGCAGCUGUAACUGUUGUUACAGUUACGUAUGCCGAGGAGGAAUUAGUGGCGGUUGUUCGUCUGACAUCAUUUUCCUCGAAAAAUGUCACGGGUAACUUGAAGAUCGUUCAGAGCCCUCCGGAUGGACCCGUUACUAUCACCGGCAAGAUCUACGGACUCACUGAGGGACUACACGGUUUCCACGUGCACGAGAAGGGAGAUUUGAGCAUGGGUUGCACAUCCGCGGGAGCGCAUUUCAAUCCUGAGAACGUGAGCUCUCACAGCAACCGAUAUUUCUUUAAAUAGCUAUGCAUAAUAA